Dothidotthia symphoricarpi CBS 119687 is the source of this 1268-nucleotide messenger RNA. RefSeq names its product adenosine deaminase. Gene Ontology annotation, biological process: adenine catabolic process; hypoxanthine salvage; purine ribonucleoside monophosphate biosynthetic process. Gene Ontology annotation, cellular component: nucleus; cytosol. The coding region runs from base 9 to 1073 and encodes 354 amino acids. The transcript has a single exon. Gene Ontology annotation, molecular function: adenine deaminase activity. Lineage: Eukaryota; Fungi; Ascomycota; Dothideomycetes; Pleosporales; Dothidotthiaceae. The record is from RefSeq and is a predicted model, not a curated record.
CAGCCACCAUGUGCCAAUCACCACUUCACGACUUCCUCGCCGAGCUGCCCAAGUGCGAGCACCACCUCCAUCUCGAAGGAUGUCUAUCGCCCGCCUUGGUCUUCAAGCUCGCCGCUAAGAACAAUAUCUCACUGCCGACACCAGAGGAGAAUCCCAUCUAUGAGUCUGUCGAGACACUGUCUAAGCGUUAUGAACACUUCGACAACCUGCAAGAUUUCCUCGAUUGUUACUAUCGCGCCCUCGACGUCGUGAUCACGCAGGAGGAUUUCGAGAUGCUAGGGUGGGAAUACUUCACUACAGCGCAUAGGGAUGGAGUGAAACAUGCAGAGGUCUUCUUUGACCCGCAAAGUCACACAGAAAGGGGUAUCGCAUUUAAGACGGUGGUAGACGGGUUUAAUGCAGCCUGUGUGCGGGCCGAGAAAGAGCUUGGCAUCACAAGCCAACUUAUCAUGUGCUUCCUGCGCCAUCUCCCCGCGAAAGAUGCAGCGGAAACAAUGAAGUCAGCUGUAUCGGGGGGCUACUUUGAAGGUGAACAACGCAUCAUCUCUGGGCUUGGGUUGGACUCAUCGGAAGUCGGCUUCCGGCCAGAACUCUUUACCGAACAAUACCUCCAAGGCGAGAAGCUGGGACUUCACAGAACUGCACAUGCUGGUGAGGAAGGCGAUACAACAUACAUCAGCGGCGCACUUGACUCCCUACGCGCGGAGCGCAUUGACCACGGCAUCCGGCUCACAGAGGACCCCGCGUUGAUGCAACGCAUUGUAAACGAGAAGAUCCUGUUGACAGUUUGUCCGCUGAGCAAUGUCUGCCUACAGGCCGUCAAGGAAGUUAGCCAAGUGCCUAUCAAAACUUUCCUCGAUGCUGGAGUGAAAUUCAGCAUCAACAGCGACGAUCCGGCGUACUUUGGGGGCUACAUCCUCAACAACUACUGCGCCGUGCAGAAGGCUUUCGACUUGAGCAAGGAAGAAUGGAGCACUAUCGUCAAGAACUCGAUACAUGGGAGCUGGAUCGGAGAAAAACGGAAAGGGGAACUAUUGGGCUUGCUUGAGGAGUGUCUGAGCAAGCAUGCGUGAAGCCGGACUGUGCAAAACCACAAAGAAAUGCGGGUAGGCUUGGAACAGGGACUGUUGCGAGCAGUAUUGAAGGAUCAAUAGAUGAGAAUGGUUCUUAGCAGGAGAUAUUACUGCAUCAAAUCACUCCAACGAAUAUUCUUGCGCCCGCAAGAACUUCUCCAACCCCCUCAAUUCACCUUUUGACUGUUUCCUUGC